This is a messenger RNA of Diaporthe batatas, 2184 nucleotides long. RefSeq lists its product as uncharacterized. The record is from RefSeq and is a predicted model, not a curated record. Bases 217 to 1218 code for a protein of 333 amino acids. NCBI's taxonomy places the organism in Eukaryota, Fungi, Ascomycota, Sordariomycetes, Diaporthales, Diaporthaceae. The transcript has 2 exons.
GUCGGCUGCAUGCCCACGCGGCAGUAGUGCUUUAGCUUCCGCUGGACUAUGCACGUAGUAUAUAUAUUGCACAUGAGGAUGGGUCUCGGAAUACUACGCCCUGCCCGCUACCGAAUAUCCAACAAUCUUGGAAAGUCUUUAACAAUUUAUUGUUACAUUCUCACAUCCAACAGAUCACCUCCCUCCUAUUAGAGACAUAUUGAUCAAUCCCACAAGAUGAGUGUAGUUCCAGUCCUGACUGCAGAAGAGAAGGAACACUUUCUCAACAAUGGCUGGCUCAAGAUCCCAAGGGCCUUCACCAAAGAACAAGCAGCCGACGUGACCAAAGACGUCUGGACACGCCUGGGCAUGGACCCCAACGACAAGUCCACAUGGCACAGGGUCUGGACCAACAUGCCGCACCACAACACCUUUGACGCCCGCGACUUUGCGCCCCGCGCCUGGGCCGCCAUCGCCGAGCUGUGCGGCGGCGAGGACCGCAUCGACCCGGCCUUCCGGCAGUGGCGCGACAGCCUGAUCGUGAACCUGGGCUCCGCCGAGCGCGAGGGGAAGCCCGACCCCCCGCGCGAGCUGCCCCGGUGGCACGUCGACGGCGACUUCUUCGUGCACUACCUCGACAGCCCCGAGCAGGGGCUCCUGGUGGUCCCGCUGUUCACCGACGUGCCCCCCUCGGGCGGCGGCACCAUGAUCUACCCGCCGGGGAUGCGCGAGGUCGCCCGCCACCUGCGCGACCACCCGGAGGGCGUGUCGCCGCUGAUGGUGCCCCGCGGCGACCCGGGCUUCAAGAUCGACUUCCGCCGCGACGGGGACCUGGCAUGGUACGGCGGCGUGGCCGCCCGCGCCGCGGACGACGCGGACUUUGUCGAGGUGUGCGGCGAGGCCGGCGACGUGUACGUGCUGCACCCGCUGAUGAUGCACGCCAGCACCAGCAACCCCCUGCGCCACGUGCGCAUCAUCACGAACCCGCCGAUCGCGCUCAGGGAGCCGUUCCGGUUCCACAGGGACGACGGGACCGAGUACAGCCUCGUGGAGAGGACCACGCUCAGGAUGCUGGGGAAGGAAGGGGUGGGCCUUGAGGGGUGGGAGAUCACUCAUCCGCGGGAGGGGAUCGUCCCGGAGAGGCUGCGCAUCCAGGAGAGGUGGAAGGAGGAGGAGCUCAAGAGGCUCGAGGAGCAGAGGAGCUCGGAGAAGAGCGGGCUGGCAGCUGCUUCGGCUUGAGGGAUUUCUACUGGAUCGUACGACGAGACACAGGACGAGGUCCCGUUGUACAGAUGCAGGGGCAUGUCUGACAUGUCACUCGCACAAGAGCGCGCUAGGUCGUGCUCUUUUCGUUAGAAUUUGAUUAUUAAAGCAUGCUUGCUAGAUCCCUACCCUCCUUUGAUGCCUUCAUUGACCUGUAAAUGCGGAGGCCGUGGCUGCUGGCCUGUUGCAAGACACUAUCCGUGUCUGGGAAAUAAAUAAAAAAGACGAUCCGCAAUGAGAGGGCGAAAAGCAGGAAAAAAGGUAUACGUGAGAGGAAAACGUGGGAAGGGGAAAAAGGAAUAAAACAAUCGCGCCGAGAAGGGUAUCUUCCCUCCCUCUGCCGUGACCUGUACAUGCCCUGGUUUUUUGGUUGUUCCUGAACGCCGAAAUGCAUAUGUCCAAAUGACUCUAACAAGAACGGCGCGCUUUUCUUUGCCAAAGGGACCUUGCGACAGCAACAAAAUCUGCUGUGCUGGUGCUUGUGAGAAAAUGUGGUUGAUGAUGAGAAAAGAGAUGAGGGAGAACACUAUGGGUAAGGAAAAUGGGGGGAAUUGUCCAAUGCAUCUGGUGCCGCGACCCCCAAUGCCCGAUCCAUGACAUGCUUUACGAGUCCAUCGACCACUCUUUACUCAGACCGCUCCUGAGCCUCGAGCUGCUCCGUCUCGGCGAUGAUCUGGAAGAUCUUCUCGUUCUAGGCCCUCUCAGCUCAGUCACCCGCCUGGAUGCAGUUGCUUGCGGCGAGGAUGGAUCCCCUUCAGCUUCCUCGCCUCCAGAGUCUGAUUGGGCUUUCUUGGGAGACCCGGCCAAUUCGAGGUCCUCCGAAGAAGGUGGGCCACGGUUGGCAGGUCGGAACCCGAGCGUUGUCGCUGGUGGAGAGCCGGGUGGGCCUUGCUGCUCAGUCUUCUGGCGUUCAGCCGAUCGUCUGGAGCGUUCCUCCUUGUC